Molecule: messenger RNA, 1407 nt
Organism: Capra hircus (goat)
Lineage: Eukaryota; Metazoa; Chordata; Mammalia; Artiodactyla; Bovidae
Product: 60S ribosomal protein L10-like
Exons: 1
Coding region: 558-1001 (147 amino acids)
Biological process (GO): ribosomal large subunit assembly; translation
Cellular component (GO): ribosome; cytosolic large ribosomal subunit
Molecular function (GO): structural constituent of ribosome
Source: RefSeq, a predicted model, not a curated record
UCAGGAUAAACAGAGAGGGAACCGAGAGACUUUCCUGAUGAUCUGGUGAGGUUUGCUUUGGCCUAAAAACUGGCACGACCGGUUAAAUAAAUUAAGGUGCAGCCAUAGGACGGAAUAGCAAGUUACCUAUUUAUUAAAAAAGAAAGAAAAGAAUGAGGAAGCUGUCUAUGUACUGAUUAGGAAAGCUCUCCAAGAAAUAUUAAGUGAAACAGGGAGAAAUGCAUUUCAUACGCUGCCAUUUGGAUUUAGAAGAGAGAGAUUCCAUAUCCAUAUUAAUAAUGACAGUCACCUUGUCAGGGGUAUUUCAUGGAAAUGGCUGUUGUAUCUUUUUUAUAAUUGGAUUGUUUCUUCAAAAGAAAAAGUAAUGGCAUCUCACUUAAUGCUCAGAUAGCUCAUAACUUUCACAGGUACCUGCCCGUCAACUUUUCAACACAGUUUACAAAAUAUGGUGACAUUCUUAAAAGACAGUUCAAGUUAGGGCUUCCCUGGUGGUCCAGUGAUUAAGAAUCCGCCUCGCUGUUUCCCGUCGGCACCCCAUUUAAGAUCCUAGUCUCACCAUGGGUUGCCGCCCCACCCGGUGUUACUGGUAUUGUCAGAACACACUGAACCCAAAGUCUGACUUCUGCCAGGGUGUCCCUGAUGCUAAGAUCUGCAUCUUUGACCUGGAACAGAAGAAGGCAAACGUGGAUGGGUUCCCACUCUGUGCCCACACGGUGUCAGACAAGUGUGAGCAACUCUCCUCCAAAGCCCUGGAGGCUGCCCGGGUUUGUGCCAACAAUUCCGUGGUGAAAACAGGGCAAAGAUGGUCUUCACAUCCAAGUGGGGUGCCACCCCUUCCGUGUCAUCGGCAUCAACAAGAUGUGUCCAUCCUCACCAAGCUGCAGAACAAGGAGCACGUGACUGAGGCCCUGCGCAGGGCCAAGUUCAAGUUCCCUGGCCACCAGAAGUGGGAAUUUGCCAAGUUUAACUUGGAUAAAUUUGAAAACAUGGAAGCAGAGUAACAGUUCAUGCCGGAUGGCUGUGGGGUCAGAGACAUCCCUGAUCCUGUUCCCUUGGACAAAUGGUGGGCCCUGCACUCAUGAGAGGCUUGGCGCUGUCUCUUCUUUACUCAUGUCCACCAGUAAAUCCUACUUUCACGUCAAAGCAGACAAACAAAAAAAGGAUCCACCUUGCAAUGCCGGGGACACCAGUUCGAUCCCUGGUCCUGGAACAUCCCACAUGCCACGAAGCAACUAAACCCAAGGACCAAAACUACGUAGGCCACACACCGAAACUGCUGAAGCUCUUGCGUCUAGAGCCUGUGGUCUGCAACAAGAGAAGCCAUGACCCGUGCAGCUCAGUGAAGGAUCUAGAGAUCCCUGCCGCAUCUAGAGAAAGCCUGUGUGCAGCAAUGAAGGCCCAGCACAG